UAAUAAAAAAAUCUGACUUCAUUCGUUUAUUACUCUUCUAUCAAACAAGUUUAACUUUUCGUUAGUCAACAAAAUGGCCGAAAAUCUCCAAGUUGAACUCGUUUACUUGUACCCGCAAGAUAACGCAGUCGAGCACAAAACUAAAAACUACGAAAUCGUCAAUGACGAAGAACACCCCGUCGCUGUGUUGCGUCGUGGAAAGAAAUUCAUUACUGCGAUACGUUUCGAGAACAGAAAUUACUCUCCAGCAGAAGACAUUUUAAAAAUCAUUUUUUCUUACGGACCAAAUCCUAACCCGAUAAAAAGAACAAAAGGUGUUUUAACUCUUGGAAAAUCCAAUCCGGAAGUUAGUAACAACUAUCAAUGGACCGCAGAGUUUCUGAGUGAAAACGAAGAUGGCAGUCUUACCUUAGAGCUUUUUGCUCCUGUAGACAUCCCUGUGGGUGCAUGGUCGCUUCAAAUAGAAACAACAAACGUUAAUUCAUUAGACGACAACACUCCGAACAUCUACGAACAUGAAGACGAUAUUUAUUUCUUGUUUAACCCAUGGAAUUGCCACGAUAUGGUUUACAUGCCUGAUGAACGCCUCCUUGAAGAAUACGUCCUCAGCGACGUAGGUAAGAUCUGGGUUGGUCCAUGGGGUUCAACGCGUGGUCGUGAAUGGGUUUUCGGUCAGUUCGCAGCCGCCAUCUUGCCAGCAUGCUUACUAAUGUUUGAACGAUCCAAAAUGGCUCCUGGAAAUUUUGGUGAUCCAAUAAAAGUCUCCAGAUGCAUUUCAAAGUUAGUAAACAGUAACGACGAUGAUGGAAUCCUCGUUGGACGCUGGGAUGGCGAAUACGAUGAUGGGACAGCUCCAUCCGCAUGGACAGGAAGCACGGAAAUACUUGAACAAUUCGUAGAAACACGCCAACCUGUUCAAUAUGGUCAAUGUUGGGUGUUUUCCGGUGUUACUACCACCAUCUGCAGAGCAUUGGGAAUACCCUCCAGAGUUGUUUCUAACCUUGUUUCCGCACAUGACGCAAACUGUACACUCACAGUUGAUAAAUACUACGAUGAGAAUAACGAAGAACUCAAUUAUGAUCCUCUAAACCCGGCUGGUGAAGAUUCCAUUUGGAAUUACCAUGUAUGGAAUGAUGUUUGGAUGGCACGUCCUGAUUUACCAUCGGGUUAUGGUGGUUGGCAGGCGAUUGACGCCACACCGCAGGAAACAUCUUCGGGUUUCUUCCAAUGUGGGCCUGCUUCAGUGGAAGCAAUUAAGAAGGGACAAGUUGGGUUUAAUCACGACGUUGCUUUUAUGAUUGCUUCCGUGAAUGCGGAUCUCAUGCGGUGGAAAAUUGAUCCGAAGAGUGAUUUUGGUUAUACGAAAAUCUACUGCAAUAAAUAUCAUAUUGGAAGAAUGUUGUUGACUAAACAACCAUUUGUUUAUGAUCCUAAUGGUGAUCAGGAUCGUCAGGACAUUACUAGUGAGUAUAAAGCUAAAGAAGGUUCUGAAGCUGAGCGUUUGUCGUUGUUUAACGCUGUGAGAGGCACGGAAAUGGCAAAAACGUUUUAUGAUCUACCCGAUGCUGGUUUGGAAGACGUCACAUUUGAUCUAGUAGAACUCGAGCGCAUCAAAAUCGGAGAAGAUUUCAACGUGACUGUGGAUAUAAAGAACAACAGCGAGGAAGUAAGGAAUAUUUCCGCUGUUUUGUCGGCCGGAAGUGUUUUCUACACGGGUGUUAAAGCUCACGUUGUUAAGAAAGCCGAAGGGUCAUUCAGAAUGGAACCUAAGUCAACUGAACAAUUAAAAAUGACGGUGCGUGCGAAUGAUUACCUCGACAAAUUGGUGGAGUAUUGUAUUAUGAAGUUGUAUGCAGUUUGCACCGUGCAGGAAACCCGUCAGACUUGGGCUGGGGAAGAUGAUUUUCAAGUUUUGAAACCAUCGAUUGAGAUUCGCAUCCCGGAAGAACUUACAAUUGGCGUGCCAACUCAAGUAACUCUUCGUUUCACGAACCCAAUCAAAAAAGAACUCACCCGCUGUCAAUUCAGCGUUUCCGGUCCCGCGUUGCUCCGUAAUCAAAUUAUUGAACACGCUGACGUCGAACCAGAAGGAUUGGUCAAAGGAUUCCUAAUGAUAACCCCGAAAAUCGCCGGAGAGCAAACAAUCAUUGCUACAUUUUCCUCCAAAGAAUUAUUGGACAUUUCCGGAUCCGCAAAAGUUACAGUAACACAAGAGGAGUAAAACAACAAGUUUACACAUUUAACCUACAGAUGGCGACGUUAUAUGAGCCGUAUAACCAGUAGCAUAUCAACACAUGUCAUUUGUUUAUAUAAAUUUAAAAAAUAAAAACAUUUAUAUUCGUCA
This is a messenger RNA of Dalotia coriaria, 2344 nucleotides long. RefSeq names its product hemocyte protein-glutamine gamma-glutamyltransferase-like. Gene Ontology annotation, molecular function: protein-glutamine gamma-glutamyltransferase activity. The coding region runs from base 74 to 2221 and encodes 715 amino acids. Lineage: Eukaryota; Metazoa; Arthropoda; Insecta; Coleoptera; Staphylinidae. The transcript is spliced from 9 exons. Gene Ontology annotation, biological process: peptide cross-linking. The record is from RefSeq and is a predicted model, not a curated record.